Pocillopora verrucosa is the source of this 1824-nucleotide messenger RNA. Its product is annotated as p53 and DNA damage-regulated protein 1-like. The record is from RefSeq and is a predicted model, not a curated record. NCBI's taxonomy places the organism in Eukaryota, Metazoa, Cnidaria, Anthozoa, Scleractinia, Pocilloporidae.
UUCAAAAUGGCGGAAAGACUUGCCUCUCAAACAUUGCAGAAAUUUGCUGAAUUAGAAGAGCUCGCUCAAGAAAUAAUGGAAGAUAAACAACAGAUAAUUGAACUUGAUAAGCAGAGGAAUACAAACAGAGAAGCUCUUCGAAUGCUGAAGAAAGAGGAUAAAAGAGGAUUAAGUGGGGCAUCAUCAUCCAAACCCUGGGUGUGUUUUGGAAACAUGUUCAUCAAGCUCCCAAGUUCCAAUGUGCAAGCAAUGUUGCAGCAAGAUCAGAAGAACUUAGAAGAGGAAAUAAGCAGGCUAAGGAAAGACUUGAAGCCAAAAGUUUCAAAGCUCCAUGAACUGGAGGGAUUACCAGAGGUGAAGGGAUUUGACUUAACUGCUCUGACAAAAGAUGAUUUGCAGAGUCUGGAGCCAUGAUCCCUCAAAGGAGGAGCAGAAAUGGCUGCACUACUACUUUACACACAGACUCUGCUCUAUAAACAAGUCAUCCAAGGCUGAAGAAUAUCACAAGAUACAAAUCUUCAGUUAUUCAAAACAGCAAAGGUAUACCUUUAAAGGAAGGGGGCAAGAACUGGGAUGCAAGUGACCCCUGUUUGUCAAAAAGGGUAGCACUAAGUGUGGAAUAUCUCCAAUGAAAAUCCUGCCAACAACAUGGAAGAAAAUGCAAGAUAUGAUUUUGUGACCAUAAGGGCACUGGUGCCAGAUUGCUGAGAAAGUCAAGACUAUUGGAUUACACAUGGAACACUACAAACUGAGUCUUGCCUUACUUAUGUUAAUAUUGCCUGACUUUUAUUUUUGAUAUUUCCUUCAGGUGAAAGAGCAGCAAUAACUAUUCACCAUUUUUAAGCAAAGAUGGAUCCAUGUAUGGAUUAUCAGUUUAUUGGAGUUGGUUGACAACAGAAAUAGAUGUUUAACAAUACCCAUCCACACUGAAAAUAAAUAACUAACUUAUCUAAUUUUUCAUUUUCAUGCAAUUUCUUCAUUCGAUUUAGAAAUGUGACAUUUACAACACCCCUCCCAUUCUGCUUUACAAAAUUUGUUUACUAUGUACAUAUACUACAACCUUGGAAGAACUGAAGCCUAUGAUAAAGAACAAUUCUGAAGACUUAAAAAGUGGACUUGAUUGUGGAUUUUCUUAUACCUCGCUUGUAUUAAAUGUGUUAACCACUGAUAGCAGGCUAUUCUGGCUGUUAUUCAUUAUCACGUCUUCUUGAUGGCCUGGGCAUUCUUGAACACUUGCUUCAGUUGUUUGUCACGAUCACUGUUGUCACAUCCUGAAGUUUAUGAGAAAUUGUUAUGACUGUGGUUUUCAAAGUUUUGGAGUGCAGAAAUUUGGGUCAGAUGGCCAAGGGGGAAUAUACCUGACAAUUUUACUGCAGGGGACUUCUGGAAACAAUGUAGCUUUGUGAUAAGUUCUCAUAAUACAGCAUCUCUCUACAGCACAGAGGCAAGUUUCACUAUACCCCUAGUCCCUAGUGACUCGGUGGUCAGAUGUCAACUUUGUUAUUUUAUACUGUUAAUUUGCAAAGUGCUUCUAAACAACAGUAGCAUGACAUCUCACCUAAGAAAGUAUUUGUAGGGUAUGGAGGAUUUGGAAUACAAUCUGCUCCACUGGUAUCAUCCAUGUAGACUGGUCCAUCAUUCCACAUCAAGUCAAAACCUCCUACACGUUUCUCUCUCCCUGUCAGUCUCAAUGUGAAAAAAUACACAUAAUGUUAGGCUUAAAUGUGACAUCAAGAUCAAACAACUGCACCCAAACUAAUUCCACUAAGAACACUGCUAAAUUAAAUGCUAAUAAACUGUAUUUGAUCCUUUUAAAAUUUUCUC